UACCUAAACUCAAAACAGACAACAGUCGAAACAUCGACCAUCGCACGUGUUGUACUGUUAAUUUUUUUUGAAAAUGGCGAAGAAAGGCUUGAAGAGGAAGCAGAAAACGGAAGAAGUAAAAAAACAAGAUGAGUCGAAGGUGAUUUUACCUCUCGUCCGACGCUCGGACGAACCGGUUAUUAAAAAGGCUAAAUGGAUAAACAGAGAGCGAAUUUUAGUGUUUGGUACUCGUGGAAUUAGUUUUCAACACCGCCAUUUGAUGAAAGAUAUAAUCAAAAUGUUGCCUCAUGCAAAAUCAGCAAACAAGAUGGAACGUAAAGAAAAUUUGUUUAUAGUCAACGAGAUGUGCAAGAUGUCUCACUGCAAUAAAUGCAUUUUAUUUGAUGGCAGAUUGCAAAGAGACUUAUACAUGUGGUUUUCAAAUUCGCCAGAUGGGCCCAGUAUUAAGUUUAAUGUGGAAAGUAUAUUUACAAGUGCUGAACUAAAAUUAACUGGCAAUUGCUUAAAAGGAUCACGACCAUUGUUGUCAUUUGACAAUUCUUUUGAUGCACAUCCACAAUAUUCUUUGUUACGAGAAAUGUUUGUACAAAUAUUUGGUGUACCAGAUCAUCAUCCUAAGAGUCAACCGUUUGUUGACAAUGUUUUAAACUUCUCUGUAUUAGAUAACAGAAUAUGGUUUAGGAAUUAUCAAAUAUUAGACGAGAAUGGUGCAAUAGCUGAAAUUGGACCAAGAUUUGUUUUGCAACCGAUUCGCAUUUUUAAAGGAAGUUUUUGUGGUGAAACUCUUUGGGAAAAUCCAUUUUAUGUUACUCCAGCAAAGACAAGACGUUUAUUGAAAGAUAAUAAAAAAGAUAAGUAUGCCAAUAACAAAAUACAGCGUAAAGCAAAGAAGACAAAAGAACUGCUUGCACCAUUCCGUGUUAAACCAGAAAAUGAAAUAUUCAGAGAUGGCAAUGUGAAGGAAAAGGCUAAACAUUUAAUAGCUAAAAACAAAAAGGCUUUUUAAUGUUAAAUUUGUAAUAAAUAUAUUAAGAAAUUUGUUUUACACACAAGUCAAUAAAAUUUGAAAAUAAAAACAUUUGAAUACCAUA
Molecule: messenger RNA, 1091 nt
Organism: Rhopalosiphum maidis (corn leaf aphid)
Lineage: Eukaryota; Metazoa; Arthropoda; Insecta; Hemiptera; Aphididae
Product: ribosome biogenesis protein BRX1 homolog
Exons: 6
Coding region: 74-1006 (310 amino acids)
Biological process (GO): rRNA processing; ribosomal large subunit assembly
Cellular component (GO): nucleolus
Molecular function (GO): rRNA binding
Source: RefSeq, a predicted model, not a curated record